This is a messenger RNA of Drosophila bipectinata, 1539 nucleotides long. Its product is annotated as loricrin. Gene Ontology annotation, molecular function: transcription coactivator activity. Gene Ontology annotation, cellular component: RNA polymerase II transcription regulator complex. Lineage: Eukaryota; Metazoa; Arthropoda; Insecta; Diptera; Drosophilidae. Gene Ontology annotation, biological process: positive regulation of transcription by RNA polymerase II. The record is from RefSeq and is a predicted model, not a curated record.
CCCGCCGAUCGAUCGGACAUCAGUCUCGUCUCUGCUCAUCUCAGCACUCAAGGCGUUAUCUCCGGGAAUCGGUAUCACCUCACCAAGUGGAAUUGUAGUCAGCAUGAAGGUCUUCGUUUGCAUGUGUGCUCUGUUCGCUGUGGCCAACGCUGGCUUCCUGGGUCUCCUCGGAGGCGGCGGUGGUGGUGGCGGCGGCGGCGGCGGUGGUGCCAACCUGAAGGGCGGAUUCAGCCUGAGCGGCGGUGGUAACGGAGGAGGCGGUGGCAACGGAGGCGGCCACUACCAGGGCGGCGGCGGUGGCGGCUACCAUGGCGGACACGGUCCCAGUGGCCCAGUCCAGGUCGUCAAGGUCAUCCACCAGCAGGGUGGCGGUUACUCCGGUGGCUACUCCUCGGGAGGAUACUCCGCUGGCGGCAGCUAUGGCGGCGGCUACGGCUACGAGGCUGCUCCUCAGGUCUUCAAGGUGAAGGUCAUCUCUGGCGGCAGCAGCGGUGGUCAUGGACCCGCUCCCGGACCCGUCUACCUGCCACCCGUUGCUGGUCCCGCCCCAUCCUCCGUGAAGGUGAUCAAGGUCCUGCAGGAGUCCGCCCCUCUGGUCAGCGCUCCUCUGGUUGAGAGUGCUCCCCAGAUCGUCAAGGUGGUGAACGUUGCUUCCGGCCCUGCUCCCGCACCUGCCUUCAUCGGAGGCGGUGGCGCUUCUGUCGGUGGUGGAGCUGUUUCCCAGGUUAUCAAGGUUGUCCACGAGAGCCAGGAAGGCGGUUUCUCCUCCGGUGGCGGAUACUCUUCCGGUGCUGGAUACGCUUCCGGUGCUGGCUACUCCGGCGGUGUCACCAAGGUGGUCCGCGUGAUCCAUGAGCACUCUGCCGCCCCAGUGGCUGCCGGUCCUGCCUACGCUCCCAUCGAUGUGCCCACCCCAGUGGCUGCCCCGGUGUCUUCCUACCUGCCCCCUGUCCAGGAAAUCGCUGCUCCUGCUCCAGUCUAUGCCCCCGCUCCAGUGGCUGCCCCUGCUCCAGUUUACGCCGCUCCUGCUCCAGCUCCCGUGUACGCUGCUCCUGCUCCAGCUCCAGUUUACUCUGCCCCAGCUCCAGCUCCCGUUUACUCCGCCCCAGCUCCCGCUCCAGUUUACUCCGCUCCAGCCCCAGCUCCCGUGUACUCCGCCCCAGCACCAGCUCCCGUUUACUCCGCCCCAGCUCCAGCUCCAAUUUACUCGGCCCCAGCUCCGGCUCCAGUUUACUCCGCUCCUGCUCCGGCUCCCGUCUACUCCGCCCCAGCUCCAGCUCCAGUUUACGCCGCUCCAGCACCCGCGCCCGUCCUGAGCGUGCCUCACCCCGCUCCGGCGCCGGUCUUCGCCCCGGAGGAGCCCGUCCUGCCAGUGGGCCACGCCCCCGCCCAGACCUACGGUCCACCCGCCUACUAGAGAGGAUCCUUCCUGCUACUACAUCGAGCACCCUACCAUUCCUACACAACGCCAUGAGUUUAAUUUAAGACAUUUUUUUUCAACCACGCAUUUUUUUGUUAGAAAAUAAAAAAGAGAAAUUC